Messenger RNA from Paramormyrops kingsleyae, 4690 nucleotides. RefSeq names its product leucine-rich repeat and fibronectin type-III domain-containing protein 2. Gene Ontology annotation, molecular function: protein binding. Gene Ontology annotation, cellular component: cell surface; postsynaptic density membrane. The record is from RefSeq and is a predicted model, not a curated record. NCBI's taxonomy places the organism in Eukaryota, Metazoa, Chordata, Actinopteri, Osteoglossiformes, Mormyridae.
UGUAAGUGAUUGCAGCAUGGUAUAGGACUAAAUGGCAGGGGGCAGAAGAGUUGCAUGCCUUGCUGGGGUGUGUGUCUGUAUCUACCUGCUUUCACUCUGCAGGCUGUACUGUUUGUGCCAUCUAGAGAUCUUCGUGAGUUCACUGCAGCUGUCUGAUGCAUCAGCUUUCCUCUAUGCAAAGUGAUAUUUUGUAGGCACUGUUACCUGCCUCUUCCCCGUUUCGGGGACGUCCGAAUAAAUAUUUUGACCUGGUUUGGAGGUAUUUUGUGCUCUUUCAGUAUUCUUGAAAAAAAAAAGAUAAUAUAAAAAAGCAAGUUUACUGGAAUAAGCGACCGAAAGAGGCGGAGGUGAAGACUACCGGCUGGGUUGCAGUUUUGUUCUGUAAAUGUGCCGGAAUUUGUCUACUUGGAGCUUCAUUUCUUUUCGACUCUGUUGGAGAGGAAAGUAUCCGCGUGCGAUGCCAUAAAGCGUCUGCGGCAGUGCGGGUCUCCAGCAGCCGGGGAAGGAAGGAAGGGAGGAAGGGAGGAAGGGUGCGCCUUCGCGGUCCGCUUCUGCACGCCGCCUUUAGGAAUCAGAAGAGGAUGCCCUGGAUCCAUACUGGAGUAAAAACUGUACCGCAAGAUCGAAGAGCCCGGUGCAAUACUAUGGAUAUGUGUCCGUUUAUCAAGAUGGUGAAGGAAUGAACCAAUGAGGUGGAGUAAUUCAACAGCACACGACUGGAAGAUAAGUGACCUUGCACCACCCACCAGCAAGGGAAAGGAUUUCCUAUAGACAGCUGGGACACGGGGAGAAAGCAGCAGCUGGUUCCCGCACAUGAUCUACCAUGGACAAACUGCUGCACAGUCUCCUGCUCCUGGGUACAGUAGUCACGACGGCCCGCGCUUGCCCCAAGUACUGUGUCUGCCAGAAUCUCUCCGAGUCCCUGGGCACCCUGUGCCCGUCCAAGGGGCUGCUCUUUGUGCCACUGGACAUCGACCGGCGGACCGUGGAACUCCGGCUGGGGGGCAACUUCAUCAUCAAAGUGACCCAGCAGGACUUCGCUAACAUGUCGGGCCUGGUGGACCUGACACUGUCACGCAACACCAUCAGCUCCAUCCAGGCAUUCUCCUUCGCCGACCUGGAGACGCUGCGCUCGCUGCACCUGGACAGCAACCGGCUGACUGAGAUCGGGCCUGAUGACCUGCGUGGCCUGCUCAACCUGCAGCACCUCAUCCUCAACAACAACCAGCUCAGCCGCAUCUCCAACGAGGCCUUUGACGACCUCAUGCUCACGCUCGAGGAUCUGGACCUGUCCUACAACAACUUGCAGACCAUGCCGUGGGACGCCAUUCGCAAGAUGGUCAACCUUCACCAGCUCAGCCUCGACCACAACCUCAUUGACCACAUCACUGAGGGCACAUUCACCGACCUAGACAAGCUGGCACGCCUCGACCUCACGUCCAACCGGCUCCAGAAGCUGCCGCCAGACCCCAUUUUCGCCCGUUCCCAGAGCAGCGUAGUCCUGGCCACACCCUACACACCCAUGCUGUCAUUGAGCUUCGGGGGAAACCCCCUGCACUGUAACUGUGAGGUCCUGUGGUUGCGUCGGCUUGAGCGGGAGGAUGACAUGGAGACCUGCGCUUCCCCUCCCAACCUGAAGGGGCGCUACUUCUGGUAUGUCAGGGAGGAGGAGUUCAUAUGCGAGCCGCCUCUCAUCACCCAGCACACACACAAGCUCCUCGUGCUGGAGGGCCAGACCGCGAGUCUGAGGUGUAAGGCUGUCGGAGACCCCAUGCCGGUCAUCCACUGGGUAACCCCCGAUGACCGGCUCAUCAGCAACUCCUCACGGGCGACAGUGUAUGAGAAUGGAACGCUGGACAUCUUGAUCACUACAUCAAAGGACUAUGGCACCUUCACCUGCAUCGCGGCAAACGCAGCUGGGGAGGCCACCGCCUCCGUCGAGCUGUCCAUCAUCCAACUCCCGCAUCUCAGCAACGGAACUGGCCGCACCUCCCAGCCCAAGUCCCGGCUCUCCGACAUCACCAGCUCUACCAAGACCAGCAAGGGAGAGACCAAGACCGUACCUGAGAAGGCCGUCUCCGCAUCAGAGGUCACUGCCGUCUCCGCACUCAUCAAGUGGUCAGUCAGCAAGGCGGCACCCAAAGUGAAGAUGUACCAGCUUCAGUAUAACUGCUCCGACGAUGAGGUGCUCAUCUACAGGAUGAUCCCGGUGACAAGCAAGGCCUUCCUGGUGACCAACCUGGUGUCUGGGACGCAAUACGACCUGUGUGUGCUGGCCAUCUGGGACGACACAGCCACCACCCUCACAGCCACUAACGUGAUGGGCUGCGUGCAGUUCAUCACCCGGGAGGACUACCCGCGCUGCCAGUCACUGCAUGGCCAGUUCCUGGGUGGCACCAUGAUCCUGGCCAUAGGGGGCGUCAUCGUGGCCACACUGUUAGUGUUCAUCGUCAUUCUCAUGGUGCGUUACAAGCUGUGCAGUGGGGGACGCUCUGGCAAGCUGCCCAGCGUCAGCACCAGCUGCUCGCAGACCAACGGGGGCUCUGCCGGCGGCGGCCGCAACGGCCUGCCACCCCCCCCCAAGCCCCGAGUGGUGGUCCGCGAUGAGCUCAUGGAGUUCAAAUGUGGCUCGUUGCAGAGUAGCCGGUCCUCCUCGUCCGGGUCGCUGGGCAGUCAGGAGGGAAAUAUGGGUGGCCUGCAAGGGGAUGACGGCGCCCCCUCUCGCAAGUGGAGAACGGCGCCGUCCAAGGCCCGACCCAACCUGGACCACCUGCUGGGUGCCUUUGCCUCACUGGAGCUCCAGGGCCAGGGCAGGGACCCAGGGCCCUCAGGCACGGCGCCCACUGCCAGUCCGCGGCUGUCGGACAAGGAGCCCCUUCUGGGCCGUGUGGACUCCAAGCUGAGCCGGCUGCUCACGCUGCCCCUAGAGGCCAAACCCAAAAGGAGCCACUCCUUCGACAUGGGCGAGUUCACCACCACGCAGUUCUGCAGCUACCCCAGGCGGAUUGGCAACAUCUGGACUAAACGGAGCCUCUCUGUGAACGGCAUGCUUCUGCAGUACGACGAGGGGGGUGCGGACGGGGGCAAGGUCACCUUCGAGAGCUCCGAAUGGGUCAUGGAGAGUACCGUCUAAGGCCCCGCGGCCUGCGGCUGGGUGGCACCGGAAGACGGAACUAAAAGCGCUGGUCAGACAGGGCCACCUCACUCUUGUUCUGCAUGAAGUUCAUAGGUGUGAAUACUGUCGUCUUUCUGUCAUGUGGAAAAAAAAAAUUAAACACCUGCCCGAAGUUAGCUAGCUGGCUACAUGUGGGCGUUCAGAAAAGUAUCCGGAUAUGUGGUUUACGGGGUGAUCACAAUGACAGGAAGGGAUAUGAGAAUAUCACACAAAAUUACAGAAACAAAUAUAUUCCUUUCGUUAAGGAAAGGAUGGUGGAUAACAAGAAUAAUGUGACUCGGGAGUUGUGGAAAGACUUCCAAUAAAAAUAGAAAGGAAGCCAUCAGAAAGGUGCCAGUAUGUCAGCUGACCAGCGGAAGAACAUACCGGAAGCUCCGAGCGGAUUUGUCUCCAUGUCCGUGGGGAAGUGUGACAUGAGGCCGGGAUUGUCCCCCAUGAUCGGGGAAACACUUUUCACAUCUUCGCACCCAAGGAGACUCGGCCCUUAGGGGCGAUAUUUUAAAAUACAAAUUGCGUGUAAUGAAUUACAUUUUUUUUAUUUUUUUAUUUCAGAGGUCAAUUGUACAUUCGUUUAGAGAUUAUUAUUGUAGAAAUAAUCAGCUUUUUUGCAAAACAAAACAGGAAGUGGAGUUUGUACCAUUCCUCCCUCUCCCGUUCUGUGUUUCACACAUACAUUUCUCCAUACACCACAUAAUACAUUUACAUUUUAUUCUAUUUGUCUUCCCAUAAUACUCUUCCAUUUAUCAGUCAUUCAAUAACAUCUCUGUACUAUAAUUCACUGUAACCACAUUUGUUCAGCCUAAAAUGAAAAGUUUUAUUUUCCAAACCACUGACUACACAGCGUUAGUCCCUCCUCCUGCAGAACUCGCUUCUUUGUAAUGUGAAGCGAUGCUAUUGGAUGUGCAUGGAUUAAGUCGCUGGUCAUUGUCACAGAAACAAAUAGGAGCGGUGAGCUGAGGUCCCCCACUGCUAAAAAGAAAGAUUUCCCAGCCACUGCACGCUGUUUCGUUCGCGUCUUAUUUAAAGCCAGUGGUUUUAGUAAAAAAAAAAAAAGUGCCGAAAUCAGUCCUCAGCUGUCCAUGUCCAUUAAGAGACAAAGAGAAGGGGGGGGGGCAUUUAUGGAAUUAUUAGACACAAAAAUGUCUUUCCAAAUUAUCACCAAAUUAAAUAUUACAUUUAAAAUAUCAUUAUUUUUAAAAUUAUACUGAUCACAACUGUGCUCAUUACUCUGACCAAGAUAAGUGUUUGGUUAAGAUGGCUGGAUCAAUGGACGUUCAUUCUAAAGGUCAAACACUACAAAACGCAGGUCUUUUUGGUCAAAAAUCAUGCAUUGUUAUUUGAUUUCACAUCGAUUCAUUUCUAUAUUCGAUUCUGGCUUUCAAUUCCAAGUUACAAGGUCACUCCAAGGUUACUCCAAGGUCACUCCACGGUUACUCCAAGGUCACUCCACGGUUACUCCAAGGUCCUUCCAAGGUAAUUUGUUGAUUGCGCGGCUUAGUUCCGCGUCCUCUCUGA